CACGAGCUAGAAUUUCUAUAUAGUGGCUACAGUAGCGCUCGUGGCGGCAACGACGGGUACUAUCGACCGCCAUUUUAUUUUAAGUCAAAACAUCGAAGUCUGUACCACAUGUUGGAUAGGAUUGUCACUUAGAUAUAUUUCUGGAUUAGUGUUUGUAAAAAAUAGAUUAUUCUAGUUUUUUCCCCCUUUCUUUCUUGCUUCGUUUCUAGAUUAUUACUAUGAAGAAAAACUGACAACUUGGUAUAAGAUAUGUUUUUAUAGGAUAAAAUUGUUUAAAUCGACAAUUGACAUCUUGAGAUAGAAAAAAGAAAUAUGCCUGCUGUAUGUUCAGCAUAUAACUGUACCAACAGAAGUAAUCAAACGACAAAUAUAUCAUAUUUCAAAUUUCCUCUGAGAGACAAAGAACUUACUAAACAAUGGGUAAGCAACAUGAGACGUUACAAGUGGUAUCCAACUAAAGCGAGCUAUCUGUGCUCGGCCCAUUUCGAAGUGAAAUAUCUUUAUGACAGUAAUGGUCGAAAACGCCGUUUGGCUAAGGCUGUACCGACUCUGUUUUCUUUUUCUAAGCGUUUAAAAAUAAAACAUACCUUAAGAUCACUAUCCAGGAAACGAGCUUUGGAAGACAGUACUUCGACACACAUGUCUAGUGGGUCUCAUGAGAUAAAUGAUCACAAUUACUGUCUUGAUAGACAGUACAAUUCCUACCAUGUCCAAGUACCAAGUACCAAUACAGUACCAAGUCCAAGAAAACUUAAAAAAGUGAAUGACAGGUUAGUCAGGAAAAGAAUAGUAUAGAAAACUGAAAAAGUAUAGUAGCCAGACUGUGAAAGAUUGUGCAAUUUGGUGUCUGAUGGAUUAAACGGUGCAAUGAUUCAAUUUUGAAAGGACUUUCGGAACUUUGGGAUGAAAGUAAAGUGAUUGAGUGUUUGUGGCAAAUAAGAAAGUUUAUACAGAUGUUGCAUUCUGUUAGGGAAUACAGAUAUCUUAUAAAGUUUGAGAAUUCCUCGCCUGAGGAGUCUUUGUCAAUGGGUGAUGUCAGUGGAUGGUCAUCUGGAAUUAAAUGGGAAUACUUUAGUGAACUUGUAAACUUGCAAUAAAAGAAAGGUUUGCAUGCAGCAAACAAAAUUAGAAGGAAGCACAUUAAUUUUCAAAUACAAAAAAAUGAAUUACAUUAAAAAGCUUCUUGCCUGUAUUAUUUAAUUACAAAAACUAGUUAGUUACAUGACUAAUGAACAGGCUAUUUAAUUAACUUAUUCCAAAAUGCAUUUGGCCUUACUGGUCUUUAUCAAUUGGGUGACAUACAAAACAGUCUAUGGUGACAAUUAAAGCUUCAGUAGCUCAAAACCUUAGUAAUUCAGUUGUUAAUGCUAUGAUUUUCUGUAAAAUAUUAGGUUUAAAAGAAUUUAAUAGGUGUGAAACAAUAUUUAAAUUCAUAAAAAUGGUAGAUAUAGCAUUUGAUUUACUUAAUUAUUGUCAUCCUAUGGGCAAAGGAGCCAAAUCACCAGUUUCAAGGGGCAAUAGAAUUAAUGAAUAUGUUAAUCAUUUCAAAAAUGUAAAACUUUUGGAUGGAACUCCUGUAUACUGUCAAUUAGAAAAAUGGCAAUGUAUGGUGUUAUUUAGAAUUUAAUAAGUUUAAAAUAAUUUUCUGAAAUGUAUGUACAGGAGGAAAAUUCAGAGCUGUUUUAGAUGUUGACUCACAGAACAAGCCAAGACCAUUUAGAGUUGUUUUCCUCCAGUAUAUUCAUAAUAAAGGAGGAAAUGUGAUCAAAGCAAAUGCUGUUCAGUUCAGGAAUGCUUAUAGAAAUUGUUUAAUAGCACAAAUUGAAAGGUCCUACAUUACAAUUUGCAUGUAAUGUAGAGAUACUUGCACCAGCUAUUAAUAUACAAGCAAUAUCUGAAAAUGUUAGCACAAUGUACUUUGAUUGUGAUUUAUAUACCACAGUGUGAGUCUUCAAAUGUAUUCUGAGAAUGUUGUUCAGUAUAUGGCAGGAAGUAUAAUUAUGCAGGUUAUCAAAAAAAUUAAUCGUAUUGAGUUUUUGGAAGUUUCUUUUCGCAUACUAAUGGGAUGCUUGUUUGUGAAUUUCAAUCGUCUGCUCACAGCAACAGAAUUUGGGGAAGAAAGCCAUUAUGUUUUUCCUGUAAAACUUUUCAAGAAUUAUUUUAAUUGUAAAAUGCAGCAUUUAUGUAAUUAUGUCUUUGGAGAAAAGAGGAAAACAUGUUAGGCAAAUAUAUACCAAACUUAUUGUCCUUUAAAUAAAAUAAGACUUAUAAUCAGAAAGACAUGUAAAAUACUUUGUAUAUGUACGAUAUGUAAAAUACAUGUAAAUAAUGUGCAUUAUUUAAUAUUUAUUAAAUUGUG
Molecule: messenger RNA, 2359 nt
Organism: Centruroides sculpturatus (bark scorpion)
Lineage: Eukaryota; Metazoa; Arthropoda; Arachnida; Scorpiones; Buthidae
Product: THAP domain-containing protein 5-like
Exons: 3
Coding region: 313-795 (160 amino acids)
Source: RefSeq, a predicted model, not a curated record